Molecule: messenger RNA, 423 nt
Organism: Tetrahymena thermophila SB210
Lineage: Eukaryota; Ciliophora; Oligohymenophorea; Hymenostomatida; Tetrahymenidae
Product: transmembrane protein, putative
Exons: 1
Source: RefSeq, a predicted model, not a curated record
AUGCAAAUUUCGUUCAUUUAGAAAUUUAUAAUUAAUUAAAUAAUAAUUAAAAAGCAAUUCCUUAAAUAAAAAAAAUUCACUGCUAUUUGUUUGAUCGCUUUAUUAGCUUUAACCUCUGUUAAAGCUGAUGCUAAUACUGAUGUUGCUAACUGUAUUUAAAAUCUUCCUAAGCCUUGUGCUUCUGGAGCUGGAGCUUAAGAUGACACUUGUCCUAGAGCUUAUAUUGCCUACGGUGCUUGCAUUAGUUAAAACUGCGCUUCAAAGGCAUAAAACUUAAGUGAUUAUGCUAGUUGCCUUAAGUCAUCAUGUAAAUCUGAUAAUGCUAAUGUUCAAAAGUACAUUGAUGGACAAAUUUCUUGUAUUUAUGGUAGUUUAUUAAGCUUGACUACUUUGAUCCUUGCUGCUUUUGCUUUAUUUUUCUGA